Molecule: messenger RNA, 4593 nt
Organism: Medicago truncatula (barrel medic)
Lineage: Eukaryota; Viridiplantae; Streptophyta; Magnoliopsida; Fabales; Fabaceae
Product: putative disease resistance protein RGA1
Exons: 7
Coding region: 252-3281 (1009 amino acids)
Molecular function (GO): ADP binding
Source: RefSeq, a predicted model, not a curated record
AGUAAUUGUGGUGCAACAACCACUGCAUUAUUGCACAAUUCUUAUCACUUACAUAUUUCAUCCUCAACCUGUAAACUUCGUAUCACCUACAUACUUCGACCAACAGCUACUUGCUUGCUCAAUUCAACUCAUAUUUCAUCCUCAACUCAAACCAGUACAUACUUUCCCAUAUUUAAUCUCAUUUAUCACCACUCAUAUUUCGUCCUCAACUCAUAAUCUUAUCACCUACAUACUUUCCCAUUCUGAAAAAAAUGACUGAUGCCUUGCUUGAUGUUGUGUUUGAGAACCUGACAUCUCUUCUUAAAAACGAAUUUGCAACUCUAUCUGGAAUCAAGUCAAAGGCUGAAAAACUAUCAACCACCUUAGAACUUAUUAAGGCUGUUCUUGAAGACGCUGAAAAGAAGCAAUUAACAGACCGCUCUAUUCAAAUAUGGCUGCAGCAACUCAAAGAUGCGGUGUAUGUGCUUGAUGAUAUCCUUGAUGAAUGUUCCAUCAAGGGCUUAUCCUCUUUCAAACCAAAGAAUGUCAUGUUUCGCCAUUACAUAGGCAGUAGGUUGAAUGAAAUUACUAGCAGACUCAGUCAUAUUGCCGAAGGUAAGAAGAAUUUUAUGCUACGAGAAGGUGUUACUGUUACGCAACAACCAACUGAAGUGGCUGAAUGGCGCCAAACCAGCUCCUUUAUUGCUGAACCAAAGAUGUUUGGACGAGAAGAUGAUAAAGAGAAGAUUGUUGAGUUUCUUCUCACCCAAGCAAAGGACUCUGACUUCCUAUCCGUCUAUCCCAUUGUCGGUUUAGGUGGUGUUGGAAAAACAACUCUUUCUCAAUUGGUUUACAAUGAUGAUAGGGUGAGUGACAAUUUCAAAACAAAAAUUUGGGUUUGUGUUUCAGAGGUUUUCUCAGUCAAGGGGAUUUUGUGUUCCAUUAUAGAAUCCAUGACAAAACAAAAGUGUGAUUCAAUGGAGUUAGAUGUAAUACAAAGAAAAGUGCAAGAAAUGAUGCAAGGUACAAGAUGUUUGUUGGUUUUGGAUGAUGUGUGGAACAAAAAUGAAGAAUUUGAAUUCGGACUAAACCAAGAGAAAUGGAAUAAGUUGAAAUCGGUGUUGUCAUGUGGAUCCAAAGGUACUUCCGUUUUAGUGUCUACUCGUGAUAUGGAUGUUGCCUCAAUCACGGGAACAUGCCCAACCCGUCCUUUGUCGGUUCUCUCUGAUCAUGAGUGCUGGUUGUUGUUCAAACAAUAUGCAUUUGGACAUUACAGAGAAGAGCGUGCUGAGCUUGUGAAAAUAGGCAAGGAGAUAGUAAAAAAGUGUGGAGGAUUGCCUCUUGCAGCACAAGCAUUAGGGUGUCUAAUGCAUUCAAGAAGUGAAGAAAAAGCAUGGUUAGAAAUUAAAGAGAGUGAGAUCUGGGCUUUACCGCACGAGAAUUCUAUUUUGCCAGCUUUGAGGUUGAGCUACUUCCAUUUAUCACCAACCUUAAAACAAUGUUUCGCUUUUUGUGCUAUAUUUCGCAAAGAUACAAAAAUCAUGAAGGAAGAAUUGAUUCAUCUUUGGAUGGCUAAUGGAUUUAUUUCAUCUAGAAAAAAUUUGGAGGUUGAAGAUGUUGGAAACAUGAUUUGGAAUGAAUUGUACCAAAAAUCUUUCUUUCAAGACAUCCAUAUGGAUGAUUAUUCAAGAGUGAUUUCUUUCAAAAUGCAUGAUCUCGUCCAUGAUCUUGCUCAAUCAGUAGGGGGGCAAGAAUGUAUGGUUUUAGAUAAUGCAUAUGUGACUAACUUGUCAAAAAGCACACAUCAUAUUAGUUUCAACUAUCCGCGUCCGAUAUUAUUGGAAGAGGAUUCCUUCACAAAUGCAGAAUCAUUGCGAACAUUGUAUAACCCAGAUUAUUUUCGAUUUCGCUUUGGAAGUUUCAUACCAAUAAAGCACACUCUUCGGGUUUUGCGAACAGACACUUUUGAAUUCUCAUUACUCGGUAGUCUAAUUCAUCUGAGGUAUUUAGAGCUUCACAAUUUUGGCAUAAAACCCUUCCCUAACUCAGUUUAUAACUUACAAAGAUUGGAAAUCUUGAAGUUGCGAGCCUUUACCAAACUGAGUUGUCUUCCAGAACACUUGUCUUGCUUACAAAAUCUUAGACAUUUAAUCAUUGAAGGUUGUAAUUCAUUGUCUCGCAUGUUUCCUCACAUUGGAAAAUUAUCUUGCUUAAGAACCUUAAGUGUUUAUAUUGUUAAUUUCGAGAAAGGACAUAGCUUAGCAGAGUUACGUGAUCUAAAUUUAGGAGGAAAGCUGGAGAUCAAAGGCUUACAAAAUGUUGGUAGUUUAUCUGAAGCUAAAGAAGCCAAUUUAAUGGGUAAAAAAGACCUCGAUGAAUUAUGCUUGUCAUGGAAGGGUGGUGAUACACCUGUCAAGACUCCUGUUAUCAGUGAUGAUCAAGUAAUUGAAGUGCUUCAACCUCAUACAAAUCUCAAGAGCUUGAAAAUACAUUCUUACCAAGGAUUAUGCUUUCCAAGUUGGAUCAGAACUCUUAGUAAUUUAGUUACUCUUGAAGUUGGUUCUUGCAAUCAUUGUGAACGGUUUUCAUCACUUGGUAAACUACCAUAUCUAAAAAAACUCAUAUUAUUCGGUGUGUCUGUGAAAUACUUGGAUGAUAAUGAAUUUCACAAUGGUAUGGAGGUAAGGAUUUUCCCAUCUCUAGAGACACUCUUGUUACGCGGGAUGCCAAACUUAGAGGGACUGUUGAAAGUGGAAAGAGAUGAGACGUUUCCUUGUCUUUCUAUUUUGGAAAUCGACAAUUGCCCUAAACUUGAACUUCCGUGUCUUCCAUCUGUUAGAGACCUCUAUGUAGAUGAAUGUAAUAAUAAGAUGCUGAAGUCAAUCUCUAGCUUUUAUGGUCUUACCACCCUUACCCUUUAUAGAGGUGAAGGAAUAACAUCCUUCCCAAAGGAGUUUUUUCGGAACUUUACUUCUCUUCAAACUCUAAGUGUAGGGAAUUUCCAAAAUUUGAAGGAGUUACCAAAUGAACGCUUCAACCUAGCUUUGGAGCAUCUGCAAAUCUCUUGUUGCUGUGAGCUUGAGUAUUUACCAGAGAAAAUAUGGGGAGGUCUGCAAUCACUUCAAUCUAUGAGGAUUUCUUAUUGUGAAAGAUUAAAAUGCUUGCCAGAUGGUAUUAGACACCUCACCGCACUUGAUUCGUUGACUAUUGUUGGAUGCCCAACAUUGACGGAGCGAUGCAAGGAGGGAACAGGGGAAGACUGGGACAAGAUAGCCCAUAUUCCAAAACUAAAGAUUUCCUAAUGGUUUGUUCUCACAUCUCCACCUAAACAGGCUUUAGCUGAGCUCUUUGGAACCCUUUCCCAAGAAUGAGCACCAGAGUAAAUGAAAGAUCUUUUACUGGUUAUUCGAAAUAUGCAGAGUUUUUACAAUGUAAGGGGGAGCUCAAGGUGCAGACUGCAGAGGAAUAUUUACAUUGUGCUAUUCAAGCUGAUUCUAAUGAUGGUGAAAUCGUGAUUUGAUUCACUAUGUGAAGCCCGAGUGGGAGAACCAUCACGACAGAGAUAGAGCAUCAGUCAAUUUUGAACGUGCAGCUUAAGCUACGCCCCAAGACAGCGAUGUUCUUGCAGCAUAUGCUUGUUCGAUGAUGAAUGCCAUAAGGAUUUCAGUAAUUAUUCCAGUUGAACCUUUAUCUGAAGAAUGUGAAAAGAGAUAUGUUGUGGAAUGAAUGGAUGUUGCCGGCCUAUGCGAGACGGUCCCACAUUCCGAUUAUGAGUUCAGGUUAAGUCCACUGUUUUGCCAGAUAUCAAGAGCCCUGUAUAAUUUUCAGCCACAAUGGAAGUUUUUAUGAUUAAGAACUUACCCAUGCUAUGAGUUGAAUGAGCUUCUCCAAAAUGCUACUUAAUUCUGCUGUUAGUCGAAAUAUUCAGCCUUCCAUGGAUGAUCCAAAUGUUGAAUCACAUAAAGGAGGGCAUUUAUCCCUUGGAGAACAAGUUUGAAGUCACGAAGAACAAAAGUUAUUUGUGACAUUUUUGAAGAACAUUGAUUUAUGUCAACCAUAUGGGCCAGAUGAUCAUUAUCGCGUCUCUACUUCCAUUGGUGCUGGAAUUGAUAUGGUUCUUGGGAAGCACGGUAUCAUCUGUAUUGAAGAUUUGAUUCACGAGAUACUGACAGUUGGUCCUCACUUCAGAGAGGCAAACAACUUCCUGUGGCCUUUCAAGCUCAAAGCUCCUCUAGGUGGUAGGAAGAAGAAAAGAAAUCAUUAUGUUGAAGGCGGUGAUGCUGGAAACAGGGAAGACUAAAUCAACGAACUCAUCAGAAGGAUGAAUUAGUUUUUGGCAUAUCAUGUUGUGUAAGAUUAAUUAUCAAGGUUGAGAUAUUGUUUUCCUUAAGCAAUAAGCAUUUUGUUCUUAUGUUUUACAACAAUACAAAUGAAGUAGUUUUCAUUCUUUUUUCUCUCCCCAUCCCAAAACCCUACUUUCCCUUUUACUCCUAAUUUCCAAACAGAACCUAAAGAAAAUUAAGGGUGUCUGUUUCUUUCUUGUGGUUUAUGCAAAUAUAUCAACUAUGUAAUUUUGACAUGAUGAAUGAUAAGGAAUGAAAAUCUCAUACAUGA